Myxocyprinus asiaticus (Chinese sucker) is the source of this 3252-nucleotide messenger RNA. Its product is annotated as ephrin-B1-like. The record is from RefSeq and is a predicted model, not a curated record. The coding region runs from base 968 to 1999 and encodes 343 amino acids. Gene Ontology annotation, biological process: ephrin receptor signaling pathway; axon guidance. Gene Ontology annotation, molecular function: ephrin receptor binding. The transcript has 5 exons. NCBI's taxonomy places the organism in Eukaryota, Metazoa, Chordata, Actinopteri, Cypriniformes, Catostomidae. Gene Ontology annotation, cellular component: plasma membrane.
AGGGACUGACUGUGGACGCACCGGAUCCACGGUCGAGCGCCGAACAACUCCAAACAAGAUCGAGGGCAGGAAGACGCUUCAUUAACUCCCUGAAUAAACUCCGAGCUGCUGGAGUUUCCAAUCUGUUUAUAUACUUGGGAUGAAAGUGCGUACACGUUUGGCACGAGAACCAGGAGCGGACAGUAGCUGAUUAGCCGUCUAUCGAAACGAAGUGUGCACUGAAACGACUGAUUGAUCACUCCAGCCAAAUCAAACAAUCUAAGAAGCUGUUAACUUUUUAUUUAUCUUUUUGAGGAGACAUGCACCUGGCUCUGGACAGAUAUUUUUGGCUGUCCCAUGACUGAUAGUUCAGCUUUGUUCCUGGACACUGGUGAACAUGGAUAUAGGUCGGUAAACUUCGGACACAACUGUUAGGGCACCACAAAUAAUCUCAGGAUUUAAGCACAUCUCUGUGAACUGGAAUAACAAAAAGCGUGUGGGUCUAAUUUUAAAUCUGACACAUGAUCACGACCGGAUUUGUGCACCAGCCCGAACACCAACGCUGGAUUGACGGCCCUAAACUCGGACAGACCCUCGUUAUACCUGUGUGCAUGUCAUCCACCCUCUAUCAGGCGUGAUUUGACCUUUUGUAAUGUCAGCAUAAGAAACUCGACCAAUAGAUGAAUGCAAUAAAACAGACACGCGCUGCCGUCUACCAAAGUGCAAGGUAGCAGCGAUUUUGGUAACACACAGACACGUUGGCCCAGAAGCCAUCUGUGCAACAUUGCGCGACACCUUUUUUUCCUCAAGGCAACGCAAGAAAAUUGGAUUUAGAAGUUUACGCUGAGCCAUGGAGCCCCUCCGCGAGGACGCCUGACUCACAUGCUGCUCUGUUGAAUGUGGAACGGGAACCCGGAGUACAAUCGACCGAAAGGAUCUUAUCUUCUCGCGGGUUAGCAGGUUUGGGGCUCCCCGAGUACCGUGGAAGAUGGCAGGGAGCGACGGCUCGUGGAAAUAUUACCUCUGGAUUCUGACAGUCAUGUGCAGAUACGCGUUACCCGCAGCCAAAUCACUGGAGUCUGUUGUGUGGAACUCGCAAAAUCCAAAGUUUGUGUUGGGGAAAGGAUUGGUGAUUCACCCAGAGAUUGGGGACAAACUGGAUAUUAUCUGCCCCAAAGGGGACAUGGGGCGGCCGUAUGAGUUUUAUAAACUCUACUUGGUGAAGAAAGAGCAGGUGGAGUCCUGCAGCACCAUACUGGACCCCAAUGUACUGGUCACUUGCAACAAACCAGAGAAAGACAUCAAAUUCACCAUAAAGUUCCAGGAGUUCAGUCCAAACUACAUGGGGCUUGAGUUCAAACGCUUCACAAACUAUUACAUCACUUCAACUUCUAAUGGAACACAGGAAGGCUUGGAAAACAGAGAAGGUGGGGUUUGUAGCACGAGAUCCAUGAAGAUCAUCAUGAAAGUGGGCCAAGAUCCAAAUGCACCAGAUCCAGAUUUAACUGACCUCCCAGAGCGGGACCAGGACAAUGAGAUCAAGGACCCCACGACAAGCCCCUCCCGCAAAAGAGACAGAGACAGAGAGCGAGAAAGAGACAUAGAGGGGAACGGAUCCAUAAUGCCUGGCAGAGACACGAGAAACCAGGAGAACAGUGCUGGUUCAGUGGAAGGAAUUUUCGGCUCUAAACCUGCUCUCUUCGCUGCCAUCGGAGCGGGCUGCGUCAUCUUCCUCCUCAUCAUCAUCAUCCUCAUCGUCUUACUCCUCAAGCUUCGCAAAAGAACCCGCAAGCACUCGCAGCCCAGGGGCGGGCCUUCCCUGUCACUUAGCACUCUGGCCGCGCCUAAGGGAGCCACCGAGGCCGGCUCCGAACCGAGUGACAUCAUCAUCCCCCUGCGGACAACAGAGAAUAACUACUGUCCACACUAUGAAAAAGUGAGCGGAGACUAUGGACACCCCGUCUACAUAGUACAGGAAAUGCCCCCCCAGAGCCCCGCCAAUAUCUACUACAAAGUCUAAGAGAAAGAGAGAGAAGCAACCGCAAUAAGAACAUGUUUUUGUAAGGUAUCCUAAAUCUUUUAUUUCACUACCUAACCCCAUGUUUGAGAGAGGAUGGAGAAGGACAAGUGGUAAAGAGGAAUGGAAAAAGACUAUGUGGAUGAUAUGCCUCUCAAACUUCCUUCCCAAAAACUACACUGUGUGUAUGUGUGUGUGCUGGUCUCUCUCAGUUUGUAUGAAAUGGCAGAGAAAACCCUCCACAGUGUGUGUGGCACUCAGGCAUGGACUUCACUGCAGAAGAACAGCCUUUAACCAAUCACAGAGGGAUGCUAGAUUGACAUCACAUAGCAGGACACUCUCAUUUGUCUGUUUGUGUGUUGUUUUGUACCUUUACAACUCUUAUUUUUGGUCUCUUGUUCAUCUCUCACAGUGCUUUUUCUGUAUCAAUCCAAUCCUUGCAGCUUUCACACAGUGUCUCUCUCAGAGUAAAAAUGUCUUAAACACUGUUAUAAACUCCACUCUCCUCUUCAUGCACUCAAUAUAUUCUCUCAUCUCAUUUCCUUAAGUCUCUCCAGAUACCUAUCCAUUUUACAUAACUGCAGAGGCAAUUGAACAAAACACACACUCGCACACACAGUGCUGUUCACGGGUCAGUACCAGCAGUCUCUCAGUGGAAAAAAAGAGUGAGUGAAAUGGAGAAUUUAAAACCCAAAAACAGUGACAAAUCUACAUCAGACCUUCCAACAUAGGUUCUGCUUUACUAGAUGGAUUUUAUUCAUUUCAGUUGAAAUUCUAGCAGCAGAAUUCAAGUAGAUAUUUGCUGUCUGUUGUCAGUGAUGCAUGUGAAAUGCGGAAUAAUAUUUGCAUUCUAUCAUUUAUCAUUUCUAUUUUCUUUUACAUUUUCCAAAAGUGUUUUGUAAAUAAAAAAAAAAAAAAAACAUUUUUAGGGAUUUGCCUCUACACCACAAGCCUAUGACCUCUUUUUUUCAGCCACAAAACAUGUUGAUGCAUGUCUUUGCAUAAUUUAGUCAACUAACUUUUUUUUUUUUUUUUGCGUAUAAUUCAUGACUCACUGUCUGGAUGUAGACGUGGACUCUAACAGUAUGAUUGCGUGUAUGUAGAGUCCCACACAGAAGCCAAAAAUCCAUAAACAUACAAAACGUGACAUUAUGCCUUCACCUCUCCUUCCUGUUGCUCUCAGAAAUGCACAUACUUUUUCCAUAUUAGCAUAUAAACACAACUAUACAAAAAAAAAACAAAAAAAAAAAACAAAA